AUGGGCCCAAAUGCUGCCAGCGGCAUGGGGGGCAUGGACAUGGGCAUGGGCAUGGGCGUCCACGGUAACGGCACCAACCAGCCCCAGGCCACCGAGUACACCCUCCAGGGCGUCAUGCGCUUUCUGCAGACGGAAUGGCACCGCCACGAGCGCGACCGAAACGCCUGGGAGAUUGAGCGCCAGGAGAUGAGGGGGAGGAUAGCAAGCCUCGAGGGCCAGGCCCGAAGGGCCGACGCCACCCAAAAGGCCCUCAAGAAAUACGUCUCCAUCCUGGAGCGCAAGGUCAAGGACCAGGCCGCCCACCUCAAGGGCGCCCCGACACCAGACGGCGCCAAGGAUGACCGCGCCGCCAGGAUUCACGAGAGGCUCCAAAUGUCCUCGGACAAGCCAGGCAAGCCCGCCGACGACGACGCCCAGCGCAACGAGCUCAAGUCUUUUCUCGACCAGUGCCAGGCCGAGUUCACCUAUCUCAUGGUGACGCCCGCCAACCCGCAGCCGCCGCGCGACUCUCCGCCGCUACCCAUGAUGGAGGACCUGCGCGACGUCGAGGCCUUUGGCAUGCCCGGCCCGCAGCACAUGGAUCGGCAGUAUCAACACCAGCGAGCGGCGCCCACCCACGCCGCCGACAUCAAGUCCAUCAACGCCAGGCAACACCAGGCCUCCAACGCCGGCCCGCCGAUGCAGCCACCGCCUUCGGCCUUUUCCCAAGCCCCGCCUGACUUUCACUCACAGCCCAUGGUCCGCUCGGCCGGCGAGCCCCAGCCUCCCGUCUAUGCAAGCUCCAACGACUGGUCGGGGCCGGUGGCGGUCACGACGCGCGCCGUCGAUGAGGGCAUGCCGGGGCCCAACCACGCGGCCGAGUCCCUGGCGGGCGUGGAACAGACGGCUGAGAUGCGGGACCGGCCGCCUGCAGGCCCGGAGCCCGACGGCUGGGAGUUCCCAGAAGGCGCAUUCGCCGACCACGGGCCGUCUCAACAGCACCCGCUGGCCUCGGCACCCAACCGGCCGGACACGGACGUGUUUCCAAACGCCGAGUACCUGCCCAAGUCGCCGAAUAGUCGGGUGCCCAGCGGCCACCGGAGGAAGAGCUCCAUGUCGAGGCGGCGUAGCGGGGAACAUGAGCUAGCGAUGAGUGCCAACCAGAGGGUCGAGGGCGGCCACUUUAAGCUUCGGUUCGGUCUGCGGGGCCAUCUCGACACGGUGCGCACAGUCAUCUUCUCCGGAGGCGGCAGCCCGGGAGAGCCCGAGAUUUGCACGGCGGGCGACGACGGCAUGAUCAAGCGCUUCCACAUUCCCCGGCUCGACAGCCAUGCAGGGUCUCUGGGCAAUGCGGCCUCGGACCUCGACGUCAUUGCCAACUUUACUCAUCGCGGCCACUCGGGCUCCGUCCUGUCGCUGACAUCGUGGUCGCCGUCUCCCAGCUUUUCCACGGGCGGGCGGGCGCAGGGCGAUGGCUGGAUCUUCUCGGGCGGCCAGGACGCGACAAUACAGGUGUGGGAACGCGGGCGGGUUGACCCCAAGGCCACGCUAGAGGGCCACACGGACGCUGUCUGGGCUCUCUGCGUCCUCCCCACGACUCUGGGGGCCGUGUUUGGCAGCUCCAGCCCCUACGGCAGCACGGAUCGGAUCCUGCUGGUGUCGGGCGCUGCCGACGGCACCGUGCGGCUCUGGUCCGUCAGCGCCCCGCCUCAGAUGAGCUCGCCGCAGCCCGGGACCAACCGGAACAUGACGGGCCGCGGCGGGCGGGUUCGCGGCAACUCGAUGAGCUCCGGAAGCGGCUUCUCCAACUCCCCUCAGCCGACCAUUGCGUCUAGCUCUCCCUUCCACCACACGCUGGUGCACGUCAUUUCGCGCGCGGACGGCUCCAAGGCUAGCCCGACGUGCAUCACGUCCCUGGGGGGGCUAGGCGAGUCCUACGUGGUCGCUUACUCGGACGCGGCCGUGGUCGUCUACGACACGAGAAGCGGAGAGCCGGUCGGGCAGAUGGACAGCAUGGAGACGUACGACGGGUCCAUGAAGACGAGCGUCAACGCCGUCGUGGCCACGACGAGUGGCCUGGACCAGGGCGGGCAGCAUCACGGCAACAGCAGCAUGGGCGGGGAGGACGAGGCGAGCGGCGGGGGACCGACCGGGGGCCGGUCGAUGGCAGGGUCGGGCGUCGAAGGGACCAUCAUCUCGGGGCACGAGGAUCGGUUUGUGCGAUUCUUCGACGCCAACAGCGGGCAAUGUACGUACAACAUGCUGGCCCACCCCGACGCCAUCUCGAGCCUGUCGCUCAGCCCGGACGGGCGCGAGCUCUUGAGCGCGGGCCACGACGCGUCGCUCCGGUUCUGGAGCCUGGAGAAGCGUUCUUGCACGCAGGAGAUUACCAGCCAUCGGGUCAUGCGGGGCGAGGGCGUGUGCUCGUGCGUCUGGAGCCAGGACGGCAAGUGGGUGGUGAGCGGCGGGGGGGACGGGUUGGUCAAGGUGUUUGCACGAUGA
This is a messenger RNA of Hirsutella rhossiliensis, 2481 nucleotides long. Its product is annotated as striatin family domain-containing protein. NCBI's taxonomy places the organism in Eukaryota, Fungi, Ascomycota, Sordariomycetes, Hypocreales, Ophiocordycipitaceae. Gene Ontology annotation, molecular function: protein binding. The record is from RefSeq and is a predicted model, not a curated record. The coding region runs from base 1 to 2481 and encodes 826 amino acids. The transcript is spliced from 3 exons.